Messenger RNA from Lates calcarifer (barramundi perch), 1710 nucleotides. RefSeq names its product methyltransferase like 17 (gene mettl17). The record is from RefSeq and is a predicted model, not a curated record. Gene Ontology annotation, biological process: translation. The coding region runs from base 126 to 1517 and encodes 463 amino acids. Gene Ontology annotation, cellular component: mitochondrial small ribosomal subunit. Gene Ontology annotation, molecular function: structural constituent of ribosome; methyltransferase activity. Lineage: Eukaryota; Metazoa; Chordata; Actinopteri; Centropomidae. The transcript has 14 exons.
UAGUCGGAGAUAUUUUGUUGGAGGAUUGGAAGCGAGCUAAUGUGGUACCCCGUGCUUGUCGCGGUGUGGCUGUAAGUCAAAAUAAAAAAAUAAAUCUUAAGAAAUACCGUAUAAACUGCGAAAAUAUGGCAACACGGAGCUGCAGUGCCCGUAUCCUCUGUCAGAGAGCAGGGGUCGUGAAGAUGAUGUACAGGGGAAUAAGCACAGCUGCCCUACCACAGCCCCAGGUAGAUUUCCUUAAAGGAGAACCACACAGGAAGCAUCCAGGUGUGACCAACCUGAAAACUCUGCGCCUACCUGCGGAACUUCAGAUGGCUGCACAGUCAGUUAUUCUCAGAGCUGAGGUGCCUCAGCUGACUGACCGCGCUCAUAAACUCACUAACUUCCUGUGGAGCAGGAAACGAAAGGUCGAGGAUAAAACUCUGCGAAAGAAAGCUAUAGGCCUGGAGAAAGAACUGUGGGAGAAAGCGAUGCAGAAGAGAGGAGAUAUAGAUGAGGAAGCACUUGCAGACCGCAUCAGAAGGAGAGUGUUUUCAGAGCUCAGAAGAACAACAUAUCAUUGGACUUCCAUGAAGUAUGAUGAAGAGUUCGCUGUGGUGUACAUGGCGGCUCGGCUGGCCGGGGGCUAUGCGGCAGCGAGGAGAGCUCUAAAUGAGAUAAAGAAGAGAGAUCCCUCCUUUGCCCCUCAGUCUCUCCUGGAUUUUGGUUCUGGGCUGGGAACAGUUGUCUGGGCAUCACACUCGUACUGGGCCGACUCUUUGAAGGAGAUGGUGUGUGUGGACAGCUCUGGACCAAUGAACAUUCUGGCAGAGCAACUUCUCAAAGGUGAUGACGAACAAGCUCAACCUCACAUCAAGCAAGUCUAUUUCAGACAGUUCCUCCCCGUGUCUCCUACGGUGCAGUUUGAUUUGGUAGUCGCAGCUUUUACCCUGUCAGAGCUUCCCAACAUGAAGGAGCGAGAAGAGUCAGUGUUCACUCUGUGGAGAAAGACCAACUCAUAUCUGGUGUUGGUAGAAAAUGGGACCAAAGAGGGCCAUCAGAUUCUUAUGGAAGCCAGAGACACUUUAUUAAAGAAACAAGAGAGGAUAGUCCACGACUCCAGACCUGCUUCAGUGUUUGCUCCAUGUCCGCAUGAGCUGACGUGUCCUAAACUGGCUGGAUCACUGACCUUUCCCUGCAACUUCCAGCAGCAGUACCACCCUCUUCCUCUGCCUGGGCACAAUAGUUGUCAGACGGAGAAGUUCAGCUACCUGAUUCUGACUCGGAACGGACAAGUGGAGGCAGAAACAGAAGGUGUGGACUGGGCCCGGCUGAUCUCACCAGUGCUGCGUAGAACAAGACAUGUCCACUGUCAGAUGUGCUGUCCUGAUGGACAGCUGCAACACAUGGUGGUGACUGCUCGGAAACACAGCAGAGACAUUUACCGCUGUGCUCGAAGCAGCAACUGGGGAGAUCGACUGCCGAUCAUUCAGAAAGUCGAGGAAGAGGAGGAGGAUGAGCAGAGUGAUUCAGAGUGAUGAUUCAGCCGGGAAGAGACACAUUUUUCAGAUUAAUGAAAUACUCCCAGGAAAAUGAAAUAAGACGGCCGUCCAAGCACUCAUCAGCCGUUAGUUCAGCAUUUCCUUAAGGGAACUAAUAAAGGACUGACUCAUUGAGUGCUUACCGAGAUUACUUCAAUAAAAAGUCAUAGUUCCGUUUUGCUGUACUUUA